Molecule: messenger RNA, 5053 nt
Organism: Onychostoma macrolepis
Lineage: Eukaryota; Metazoa; Chordata; Actinopteri; Cypriniformes; Cyprinidae
Gene: jazf1b
Product: JAZF zinc finger 1b
Exons: 5
Coding region: 208-939 (243 amino acids)
Cellular component (GO): nucleus
Source: RefSeq, a predicted model, not a curated record
GACUAGUGUACAGUAUUUCACAUCAACAGGUAUGACGUGUCGGGCCCUCCUCUCUUUCUCUCUCGUGCUGCGCUGCUCCAGCUGCUGCUGUGCCGCCGCUGUCUGUUUAUCUGUCUGUCUGUCUGUCUGCCUGACGGUGCGUGCGUGCGUGCGCGCGAUCUCCUUUCCGCUCGCGCCGUGCUGCUGCUCCUCAAUGUAGCAAAGACCAUGACAGGCAUCGCCGCCGCCUCCUUCUUCUCCAACAUUUGCCAGUUCGGGGGCUGCGGACUGCACUUCGAGUCGCUGGCCGAGCUCAUUGUGCACAUCGAGGAUAAUCACAUCGAUACAGAUCCUCGUGUGUUGGAGAAACAGGAACUGCAGCAGCCCACAUAUGUCGCCCUCAGCUACAUUAACAGGUUUAUGACAGAUGCAGCACGGCGGGAGCAUGAGUCUCUGAAGAAGAAAGUUCAGCCAAAGCUGUCACUCUCACUGACGGGCAGCCUUUCACGCAACAGCGUGGCCACGCCCCCUCGCCACAACAGCGGCAACCUGACCCCGCCCGUGACUCCGCCCAUCACGCCUUCGUCUUCGUUCAGGAGCAGCACCCCCACAGGAAGCGAGUAUGAUGAGGAAGAAGCAGAAUAUGAAGAGUCUGACAGUGACGAGUCGUGGACCACCGAAAGUGCCAUUAGCUCUGAAUCCAUCCUCAGUUCCAUGUGCAUGAACGGCGGCGAUGAGAAACCGUUCGCAUGUCCCGUGCCUGGCUGCAAAAAGAGAUACAAGAAUGUGAAUGGUAUCAAGUACCACGCCAAGAACGGCCACCGCACUCAGAUCCGCGUUCGGAAGCCCUUCAAGUGCCGGUGUGGUAAAAGCUACAAAAGCUCUCAGGGGCUUCGACACCACACCAUCAACUUCCACCCGCCCGUCUCUGCCGAUAUCAUCCGCAAGAUGCAGCAGUAGAGAGUGCCAACAUCCCCCCCCCACACACACACACACACACACACACACACACACGUGUAUAUACAGUACAAACAGAACACCUCCACAUCCAUCCGCACCAGCAGCUGUGGCUGUCCAUUAACUCUGACUUUGACCCGUCUUCUCCUCAGUUUUUUGGAGGACCUCCAAAAAAUAUUUGUCUGGAGGAGUUUGUCUUUCUCUAUUUUACUCUUUCAGGAGUAAGACUUCUUCACCUCCCUUUUCAUUCCACUCCUCAUGAGGAGGAAACUUUAAUCUUUUUAUAUUCCUCUUCCUCAAGGAAGACUCCCGAAUCCCUGUAUCAUUCCGUACCUCCAUGAGGAGGAUUUGAUUCAACCAUCUGUCAAAACACUACAUUUUGAAUCGCAUGCUUUAAUUCUGUUAUUUUUGAUUAUUUCAUUUGCUUAUUUGUAUUUCACAGUUUUGUAUUUUUGCACAUUUGCUUAAUCUUUUUGUUUUCCUCGUCUUUAUUUUUUUGAUGCUUGGUGCUUAUUGCAAGACUGACGAUAUGUUUGGAAAGGUCAGAAUCGUGACUAGAUAACCAGCCUCACGCGAGUGAACGUGAGUCUCUGUGAGAGAAAAAACGAAAGAUAGGAAAGGCUUGAAAAGUCUGAAUGUUUUAUCUACCCCGUAUAAGCAACAUUCAUAGCUACAGAUUGUGUAUAACUAUAUAUUCUAUAAGUUUCAUAGUCAGAUUUAAAUUCUAUACUUUAUUCCUAAGUUUUAUUUUGUAUAUUUUCAACCGAGCUUCGGAGAUGACGAUAUCGAUUGAUUGUGGAUGUGCAGUUUUCGGUAGUGCUUUCACCCUUUCCAUUAAUCUCAGAAAAGUUUUGAGUUAUAGCACCAAAUGACUCUCAGGUGACAAAUCGCCAGCAUUUAAAAACGAUAAUCCUGAUCUGAUAGUAUUUUAGAGUAGGCUGUUACACUCUUCCCAGGUCGGCUGUGGCCGGGCCGUUCUGGAGCGUUCUAGAACUCCACAGCGAUCUGGAGAAGAACCUAAAGCACUUUGUAGUGACCCGUUGCCAACCUGUUCAGGGCAUUUUGUAUUGCCAAGGAGUUGCAGAAUGUUUUCUGCAAGUCAGCUGCGAAAUUCCAAGGACUAAUAUGGCGCUUUGGAGGUCUCUCUUUCUGAGGUUCUUUCAUUUUUUUUCUAGCUAAGGGAAUUCAUUCUUUCGCUAUACCUCCAGUGUGCUUGUUAGAUGUGAGAUUAUUGAAACUGGUUGCCUUGAAUUGUGGUACACCACAGCAUUCCAGUACAGUAUAUGUGUAGCCAAGUGAUUCAGAUUGUGUAUUCAUCCUGAUUCUGGCUCGUCUCUGGUGUAUCCGUGUGACUUUUAUACCCCUAACCUGUCACUGGGAUGAUGUAGAGUCACAACCCAAAGAUAUUCAAGUGUGAACACAUACUUUGAAUCAGAAAGUUACUUGAUUUGAUUUGCUUUUGGACUUGUGGGUGGUAUAAACGAAGAAUCGCUAGAUCCUCCAGAGAUGCCGGCCAGAUCGGGGCCUGCCAAUCACUCAUUAUGACAUUACUGCAUGGACGUUAAUGUUGUUGGAAUUGCAGUAUCGGUUUAGAUGCAACAUUGUAACAGUAUUACACUGCCAGUACAGAGGGAAGUAUUUGAUAUAUUGUGUACUUAAUGUAUUGUCUCGAUGUGAGUGCUUUAAAUUAUAUUUUCUUAAGUUUCUGGACAACAAUGUUCCUACAUGAAGUCAGACACCAGGGGUUGUUUUGGAACUGGUGACAUUUUCUGCAACAAAACUGAAAAAAAAAAAAAAAAAAAAAAAAGCUGCUUCAUAAAUGUAUACCUGGUUACAUUUUAUAUAUUAAAAUGGCCUCUGAUAUGUUUUAAAAAAUUGUCUUUUUUUAUUUCUUCCCUCCAGGAAUGUGGAUUCAUGGUCAAUUUUAGUAUAAGGAUAGAGGAAAAUUAUUAUAUACCCAUUUAAUAUAUUUUUUUAUUUAUUUAUUAUUAUAUGAUAUGUGACCCUGGACCACAAAACCAGUCAUAAGUAGCAGGGGAAUAUUUGCAGCAAUAGCCAACAAUACAUUGUAUGGGUCAAAAUGACCGAUUUUUCUUUUACGCCAAAAAUCAUUCGAAUUUUGAGUAAAAAUCAUGUUCCAUGAAGAUAUUUUGUAAAUUUCCUACCGUAAAUAUAUUACAACUUCAUUUCUGAUUAAUAAUAGGCAUUGCUAAGAACUUCAUUUGAACAACUUUAAAGGCGAAUUUCUCAAUAUUUAGAUUUUUUUUUUAUUUUGCACCCUCAUAUUCCAGAUUUUCAAAUAGUUGUAUCUUGGCCAAAUAUUGUCCUAACAAAGCAUAAAUCAAUGAAAAGCUUAUUUAUUCAGCUUUCAGGUGAUGUAUGAAUCUCAAUUUCAAAAAAUGGACCCUUAUGACUGGUCACAUAUUGUUUUUUGUAAUAGAUAUGUAGUCAAAGUUCUGGGGCCUCAUUUAUAAAGCGUGUUACCAUAACCGCACUGAAAGGAAAAGCAGUGGACAAAUAUUGCCACCGCACUUCAGCAGCCAGGCGAGUAAUACUUCUAAAGAAUGAAUAGAAUACAUAUUUUCUUAAAAUGUAUAAACCUUAUACUUGAAGAAAUGGCUUAUAGUCACUGUAAUUUCUCGCAAGAAUUUAUGUGAGAAAACGUAUUUUCGCUGAUGGUCGGGAACGCCUCUUCACUGAAUGUUUUGUAGUGUGUGCGCCUCGUCAGCGUUGUGUUGUGUAGUAUGCGCGCAGCUAUGACAAGACGACGACAGAUGAGAAGAAAUCUUGUUGCGUAGUGUGAGCUUGCCAUUAGGGUGUGCGUACGCGUAAAUCCACGCCAACGCUCAUAUUUGUAAAAACUGGCUUUGACGUAAAAAAGUGCUUAGCGUCACAUCAGGGUCUGAGCAAAUCUACACACUUUUUCUUGUUGGAGUGCUGCAGGUUUUUGAAAAUGCAAGCUGUUCUUGCAGCUCGCUGUCCUAAAUGAAAGAAUAUGGAUGAUGACUGGUGAUCUUUUACAUGUUAAUGACAUUAAUUAGGAGUCGUUUACAAGGCAGAGAGCUGAAACCAUUCAUUUGUGCACAAGUUCAAGAUCAUUUGCGAUUCAAAGAUUACACAUACUUGAGAGAUGCUCAUAAGAUCAAUUUUAGGAUGGUUUCUGCGCAACAUUUUAUAAAUGAGGCCCAAGGUGUUACAACUUCUAAAUACUUAAAUUCAUAAAGUUUAAAAAAUUGUAGUAUGUUCCUUUCAGGCUUUCUAAUAAAAAGAAUCAUUACAGCUAAUCCUCAAAAUGAAGCCUUACCAUGUGGUUUUGGUAAGUGAAGGUAAAUGUUUUCAAUUUGAACAACUCCACAGGACCAGUAUGACCAGCAUAAAUAUUGCUUCAGUGAAAUCUUUAUUAGUUUAGAUCAAGUAUAUAAGACACACUCGCACAGUAAGAGACCGAAAGUAUUUAACUAAGGAAAUGGAACAAAAAUAAAAGAUCUAGGUUUGUGAUUUCAGUGCACAGGAAACGUGAGCAUGCGACUCAAUUGAAAUAAAUGAUUUAAAUAGAUAAAGGAAAAAACACUAACUCAAAUAACUUGAUUAUCAAGGUUUAUCUUUAAAAGCUUAUUCUAAAAUAAUUUUAUAAUAUAGAACCACCCUCUUAGCUGGUCACAUACAUGCCCUGCCAGAAAAAGCUGUGCUCUGCCUGCACAGAGUAUAGUAGGCGAUACCUGACAUAAACUAUAGAACCUGGGGAAGGUUCUCAACAGAAUGCUUUAAUAUGACAUUUGCUCAGUGUUCUUAAAUUAUUCUUAACCACCUGCAAUGCUAACUUUGAUAUGAGAAGCGUUAAAGUGAGCUAGAAUAAACAGUCCUAUUGACAGAAGUAAUCCCCAACUACAAUGGACUUAAAUAAAAACCCUAAAACGUCACCCAAAUCCAUCUUUUAGUCAUUUGGAAUUCAUUAACAGUAUCCAGACUUUAUCUUGAUUGCGUUAAAUAAAGAAUCAGUUCUCUACAGAUGAAUGCUCAAAGCUAAAUAUGCUGUUUAAAGUGGCUGUUAACUGUAACACAAAUGAGCAGAAUGUGAAGUGGAGGCAAGGACUCUUUUUCUCGACUAGAAGUUGAG